Messenger RNA from Micropterus dolomieu (smallmouth bass), 2879 nucleotides. It is a transcript of the gene shcbp1, whose product is annotated as SHC SH2-domain binding protein 1. The transcript has 13 exons. Gene Ontology annotation, biological process: fibroblast growth factor receptor signaling pathway. Bases 151 to 2217 code for a protein of 688 amino acids. The record is from RefSeq and is a predicted model, not a curated record. NCBI's taxonomy places the organism in Eukaryota, Metazoa, Chordata, Actinopteri, Centrarchiformes, Centrarchidae.
GAUUGGCUGCGGCUCUGCAGACCGGGAAUAUUUUGAAAGUAACUGGUGUGUUUGUCAAACUGACAAAACUUGUGUAGUGCUCAGCGCCGCUGGCUUUUAGUCCGUCAAAUUUUACUCGGCGACGUAUUCAGUAGUUUUCUUUAAUUGUUCAUGGAGCACGAAGCACGGGUGGAAACCCCGUCAGCUGGAGACGAGAUGACAGACAUCGUGCUGGUUGAUUCGGAGUCUUACGUUAACGUUGAACUCGACGUGGAACAGAACAAAGUGGAACAGAACAAGUCCGGUGCAAUAACUCAAGCUCUCUUUCAGAAUGAAGAAGAUGAGAGUGAUGAUGGUGAUGAUGACAGUGGCACAGACCACUUCAACAGUGAAAAGUCGGGCACUCAGCUGCAGAGAUGUGAGCGUAAUAGAGGAGUGAAUUCAAGUCUCCCUGACACCUUCCAGACCAGCCAUCUGCUCUUCUAUGAGCGGUUCAAGGCGUACCAGGACUACAUGCUCGGAGACUGUAAACCCUCCGAGGUGAAGGCCUUCACCGCAGACUACCUGGAGAAGGUGGUGGAGCCGUGUGAUUGGUUGGCUCUGUGGUCUAUUGAUGUCUUUGAUGUUCUGGUGGAGGUGCGGGAUGUGGACUGGAAGGACCUGAAGGCGUGCGUGGGGCUGGUGCUGCCUCUGCAGUGUGAGACCAGAGGCUGUGAACUCACCGAGGAGAGUAUGGAAUCCCUAUUGGAGGCCACUCAGCACAAAGUCCCCCUGCAGGAGCUCCAGGUGGUCUACGACCAGUCUGGGGACUUUGAUCAGACCGCCCUUGCACUUGAGCACCUCAGGUUUUUCUAUAAACACAUCUGGAGGCAGUGGGAUGAGGAAGAUGAAGAUGAUGACUUUGAUUACUUUGUUCGUUGUGUGGAGCCUCGUCUCAGGCUCUACUACGACAUCUUAGAGGACAGAGUCCCAGCAGGCCUGGUGGCAGAGUACCAGUCCUUACUGAAAAACUGCUCCCAGUGCUUCCAGCAGUUCUCGGUGCUGUGCAGCGACCUGAGCACUGACUCGGACUCAGAGCUGGACAACGUAUCCAUGGUGGAGGGCCUGAAGCUCCACGACCAGCUGGAGACGUUGAAACGCAAGCUGCACAUCUUCGAGAACCCCCUGUUGAGGUACGUGCUGGGCUACAAAGGUAAUGCCAGGCAGCAGUGUGUGCAGAGCCGUGGGCCCCGGGCGUCUGGUAUGAAGGUGGUCCAUGUGGUCACAGCCUCCUGCAGCACCGUGCAGCUCCAGUCCCUCCUCCGUGACAGACUGCUGCCUCUGUGCUCCUCUGAGGACACUGAGAUUGAGUUCCACAGAGACCCAGUAUCAGCGGUGGAUUCGUGUCAUCAGGGCGACGUGGUCCUUGUUCUCCCAGGGAUCUACAGUGUCAGCAGCUCCAUCUUCCUACCAGACUCCGUCACUAUAGAAGGCUUCGGGCUUCCUGAUGAGGUGGUGAUUGAGAAGAAAAACAAGGGCGACUCAUUUGUGGAGUCUACAGGAGCCGAUGUCAGACUGUCCAACAUCAAGUUCAUCCAGCACGAUGCCAUCGAGGGCAUUCUGUGUGUGCGUCAGGGCACUCUGAACAUGGAGAACUGCGUGCUGCAGUGCGACACCACUGGAGUCAUCGUCCGAACGUCGGCCCGCCUGGACAUGAACAUGUGCGACCUGUACGGCUCCAAGGGGGCUGGUGUGGAGAUCUACCCGGGCAGUGUUUGCAAUCUAGUGGGAAACGGCAUCCACCACUGUAAGGACGGAAUCCUCAUCAAGGACUUUGCUGAUGAGCUGGAUGUGAUGCCGUCCAUCACCAUGGAGAACAACGUGAUCCACAACAAUGAAGGCUACGGGGUGAUUCUAGUGAAGCCCAACACAAGUAAAGACCCUGCUGCUGACCCAACUGCUGAAGACAAGCAGCACGGGGGCGUUCCAGACGCUCCCUUCGUCUCCACAACCAACCAGACCCCCAGCAGCUCGGCAGACGUUCAGCCCGAGUCUGCCGAGAACAACAGCAGCACAGACGGCGGCGUAGCCUCCACCUCAGGCAGGAAGUGGCAGUUUAGUCGUCAGCUGAGCAGAAACAAGGAGACGUCCUGCAGCCGAGUCGUCCAGGAUCUGAUGGACCACCAGAUCUUCGUCUCCAUUCAGGGAAACCAGUUCAGACGCAACGGCAUGGGCGACUUGGGCAAUUUUUUCUACUGACAAGCAACUUGAGGCUGAACGUCAACACGCCUGCACGCUCUGAACCAGUCUGCAACAUUUAUUUGAAGACAGCUUCAAGUUUGAGAUGAUUUCUUUAGUUUGUCGUGAAAUAAAAUUGAUGAUUGAGGAGCUCUGCAGAGAGGACGAUAACACAGGAAGUGUGUUUCUGACUCUGCCCUGCACCUGUUCAAACCAACGAUGACUGACCCCCCCUCUCCCCCCACAUUCAAACUCACACAGAUGCUUUUAUCUUAUUUAUUGGGCUCCUGACGCUAAAUGUUUUAACUUUUUAAAAAUGGUUUGAAAUUUGUUUGAAAUCAAUAUGUCACUUUGAAUGCAGUUUUGGUGGUUUGACUACACAUAAGCUCACAAUAAACUUUGUUAUUUUCCGGUGGUGGCUCGCUGAAAGCAGUGCACUGUUUAUUAGUUCACACGUUAUUAUGUUAUGAGUUAGCUGUUCACACGGUGCCUCAGGUGUUUUUAAAGGUUUGAUUAUGUGUUUUAUGGAAGUCUCAAGGUUGGCAGGAGCCCAGUGAAAAUAAACAGUGAAGUUUUAUAUUGCCAUUGACUGAUACAAACGAGUCUUUGGUUUUAACUGCUGCAUCUGGAAGUUGUGAAUGUGAUGAAUUUCCUGCAGAUUAAAAAGUGUCUGUUGAAACCUC